AAGCUGCCUCUGGGACCCUGAGAUCCUGAUGUAAUCAAGUUCCUAGGAGCCUCUGAUCCUGUGAUCCUGUGUUCCUGGACAUGUUAUAGCACCUGGGAGUAGAACUUCCUCUGGGUGUUGUGGGACUGGCUGUGGAGUUUGUGCCCAAGGUCUGCUUAGGGCACUGGCUAAAAACCAGAAGCAACCUGUGCCAAUGGUUGGGUGAAGUUCCUGGGUGCCUGGGUCCUGCUGUUCCCAGUUACUUCUGGGACUAACAACUUUUAAAAUGAUACCUUCAUCGUUCAACAUGACUUAAGGUGUCCCCACAUUUUCAGGAGAUAGGGUGAGUCCAAGGCCAGGCCCUUUCAGUCACUCCUAAAUUCUGCAGACUCAUGUCCCUAAUGGGCUUCUUCAGUUCAUUAAGCAACAACUUGUUCUAUUUUCCACCACAGUAGAAUUUUAUUUAAUUUUGUUUUCUGAAAAAUCUCCCCCUACACACACUUGUUCCAUGAUAUCAACCAGAACUAACACCAUAAAGUCCCAUUGACCUUAGUAUUUCCCAGUGUCCAGCAGAGGGAAGCACAGGAACAAAGGAACAUAUUUUCCUUCACAGGACCAGGGAGGCUGCUGGUGUGGCUGAGAUGGUGCAGAUCCAGACAAGACUAGAGGCCUUAACACAAAAACACAUUAGGAACAAAACCUCAGUAUGGUGGCAUGAGUUUGUAAUCUCAGUACCUAGGAAGUAGAAACAGGAGAAUCAGAAGUUCAAGGCCAGCUAUACAUGAAACCCUGCCUUAAAACAAAAAUUAGAAACCCAUAACAUCAAGUGGGUUCCCCAAUUUCUCUGGAAUAUGUAGAAGUAGGGAAAGGUGAGAAGAUGUGUUUCACAAGCAUCAGUGACUGAACUCCCACGAGUUUCUAAUUUCAAAUCUUGGCAUUUAAUUUUACUGUGGAGAAAAAUACAUUUUGGCAAAUGUCCAAUAAAUGAUGGAUACUGUGGAGAAAUGGAGCUGAUUUAGCACAGAAACAUUUCCCCCAAACAUAUUUAAAAGUAGUGAGCUCUCCGAGUCUAGAGGUGGAUGGCAGAUGGCUUGGCCACUUGGCAGGAGCAUGGAAACCUACUUUAGGCAUCAGAAAGAGAACUACUCACAAUUUAACUUCACUUGCAGACUUGAGAACACAGAAUUUCUGACCCACUAUCUGAGGGAAGUUGUAGAUGUGUUUUAACCUCCCCAGACAGCAUCUCUGGAGCUGAGCAUUGCUCUAAACUUUCCAGCCUUUCCUGAGGGUCUCAGACCAAAGCUUAGCCCUGCCGGAAGAUGCCAUUUGCUGUGCAUGCCUUUGGGAAGCUCAAGGUGGACGGAGGUUAGAGUGCCAGGGGAAAGAGCUUAUGUAAGAUGUUGUUUGAGAUCAUAUGUAAUCUGAUAGUUGAGUCUGGAACCAAUUAUAAGAGCUUGAACUAAGGCUAUGUAUGGCUUGGGUUGCCAUCAGACUCCUGGGAGCUCUGUGGAGCAGGCAGAGCACCUUGUCAUCUCAUGAUUAGGCCACUGAACUACACAUGGAUGGAUGUGGUAACAAGGCUUCACCAUCUAAGACGGGUUAUACAAAACCCUUCAGAAGAGCACCAAGACCUUGUCACAGGACCCCAGAGCAACUGGCCUUCUACCAUGUGGCUCUUUGCUCUGGCCCUGGCUUCCCUCAAUACUUGCAUGGCUUUGGGGCACCUGUCCUCACCACCUGUGGUAGACACCCUGCAAGGCAAAGUCCUGGGGAAGUACAUCAGCUUAGAAGGAUCCGCACAGCCUGUGGCCAUCUUCCUGGGAGUCCCCUUUGCCAAGCCCCCUCUUGGGCCCCUGAGGUUUGCUCCACCACAGCCUGCAGAGCACUGGAGCUACGUGAAGAACGCCACCUCCUACCCUCCUAUGUGCUCGCAAAUUACAGGAGUGGGGCCAGUGCUCUCCGAUGUCUUUACUAACCAACUAGAAAAUGUUCCUCUUGAGUAUUCUGAAGACUGCCUUUACCUAAAUAUUUACUCCCCUACAGACCUGACAAGCAAAGGCAGGCUGCCGGUGAUGGUAUGGGUCCAUGGAGGUGGUUUACUCUCUGGUGGAGCAUCAACUUUUGAUGGACUGGCCCUGUCUACCCAUGAAAAUGUAGUGAUAGUAGUCAUUCAAUACCGUCUGGGCAUCUGGGGUUUCCUCAGCACAGGAGAUGAACACAGCCGAGGGAACUGGGGUCACUUGGACCAGGUGGCUGCACUGCAGUGGGUCCAGAACAACAUUGCUAACUUCGGAGGUGACCCAAGCUCUGUGACCCUCUUUGGCGAGUCAGCAGGAGGUGAAAGUGUCUCUGUCCUUGUUUUAUCUCCACUGACUAAGAACCUCUUCCAGAGGGCCAUUUCUGAGAGUGGUGUGGCCCUCACACCAUGUCUGUUCAGGGAGACUACAAGGCGUGCGGCUGAGCAAGUUGCCAUUGCUACGGGGUGUGUGGCCACUACAUCAGCCGACAUAGUGCACUGUCUACGUCAGAAGACAGAAGAGGAACUCUUGGCAACGACCCUGAAGAUGAAAUUCUUUGCUCUUGAUUUGCUUGGAGACCCCAGAGAGAGCUACCCUUUCCUGACCACUGUGAUUGAUGGAGUGGUGCUGCCGAAGGCACCUGAAGAGAUCCUGGCUGAGCAGAGUUUCAACACUGUCCCCUACAUAGUAGGCAUCAACAAGCAAGAGUUUGGCUGGUUUAUUCCAACGAUGAUGGGCUAUCCACUCUCUGAAGGCAAACUGGACCAGAAGUCAGCCACAUCUCUACUGUGGAAGUCCUACCCACUUACUAACAUCUCUAAGGAACUGACUCCAGUGGCCACUGAGAAGUAUUUGGGAGGAUCAGACUGCCCUGACAAAAAGAAAGACCUCUUUUUAGACAUGAUGGGAGAUGUGUUAUUUGCUGUGCCAUCUGUGAUUGUGGCUCGCUAUCACAGAGAUGCUGGAGCCCUCACCUACAUGUAUGAGUUUAAGUAUCACCCAAGCUUUGUGUCCGACAUGAGACCCAAGACGGUAAUAGCAGACCAUGGAGAUGAAGUUUACUCCGUUUGGGGGACACCAUUUUUAAAAGAGGGCGCUUCAGAGGAGGAGAUCAACCUCAGCACCAUGAUGAUGAAGUUUUGGGGCAAUUUUGCUCGAAAUGGGAACCCAAAUGGGGAGGGACUGCCACACUGGCCAGAGUAUGGCGAGAAGGAAAGUUACCUUCAGAUCGGAGCCACCACCCAGCAAGCCCAGAGGCUCAAAGACAAGGAAGUAGCUUUCUGGACCAGCCUCUGGGCCAUGGAGGUGGAAGAAGCAACCAAGGGAGACACUCGGAAAUGAAGUAGAAGCAGUACAACCCUGGAAGCCAUUAGCAGCCUGGUCAGUGCUGUUCCACAAAAGGUGUCCUGUAGUCCAGAGAGCUUUCUCAUCCCAGAGGCUGAAGAACUGUGUUGGAAGUAGGCAGAAGCCAGUGAAGAGAAAUGUUUGUAGCUGUGGAUUGAGUUUGCAAAAUAAAUAAAAUCAUUGUUUUUGAGGGGUACCAAA
Mus caroli (Ryukyu mouse) is the source of this 3542-nucleotide messenger RNA. Its product is annotated as liver carboxylesterase 1-like. Lineage: Eukaryota; Metazoa; Chordata; Mammalia; Rodentia; Muridae. The record is from RefSeq and is a predicted model, not a curated record.